Penicillium digitatum Pd1 is the source of this 2382-nucleotide messenger RNA. RefSeq lists its product as uncharacterized. The record is from RefSeq and is a predicted model, not a curated record. NCBI's taxonomy places the organism in Eukaryota, Fungi, Ascomycota, Eurotiomycetes, Eurotiales, Aspergillaceae.
AUGGAGCCUGUGCCCCAGUCUUACGAGAAUGACUGGGAGCGUUUCAAUGCCAAAUCAUGGGAACUGCCCAACUACGGCCCCGGUCCAGACUUUGACCGGGGGACCAUCUACCGCCAGGACUCUGACGACUGGGCGGGAUAUAAAGGUCCUGAUUAUCAUGUCGAGGAUGAUUUGGAGGAUGUGAAUUAUGAUUCCCCUGCUGUUGACUAUCCGCCGCAACCCACAACUACAAAGGGGCCCGUAACUGAGCAGGUCAUUCUCAGGCACAAGAAGGGCCAAUACUCAAUGAGCAUGAGCCCCAAACGAGCAGUUCCCAAAUGUUCGCCCGACAGCCACAUCACCCGGCACUUGAUCUCAAAUUGGGCCAACAUCCCCCUGUCAGAGGGGGCCAUUCUGGCCGAUCGCGAUCACGGGGUCAGCCCAAAAAAGGCAGUAAUAAUUCAAGUCCUUCGCAACACAGACCUAAUUAUCUAUCUAUCGCACCAGGGCAAAAUGACUCUUAUUCCAAGGCAAAGUGGCGCAAGGGCUUUUCUCCAGAUGCUUCUUAUCGUUUGCCUUACGAGUGUCAAGUAUUUCAAGCAAAGUGAGCAAGUGACUUCCGGAGAAACUUCCAGCAUCGACUUCCGCCAAACAAUUAUCGAGGCUACUGGUGCCUAUGUGAGGAUAAGUGCAGGAAAUGCCAAACUGGUGCACAUCUGGGGCCAGCGAAAUCAGGUUUUGGCGGCCCAGAACAUGCUUCAGGGUAUGUUGAAUCGGUUAAUGCAGCAGUUCGCUUUGCCUAAAGCAUCACGCUGGGCCAAGAUACAUGCGCACUCAAAUACGAAGGUUGCCCAUGCCCGGUCGCAGGAAUACCACGACGAAAGAUUAUCCGAGAUGCGAAAGCCACCUAGAAUUGUCGCGGAUUAUACUCUUGCGUUCCUUUGGCCUUCGGAUGGCCCCUCACUAAGCUACUUUAUUACUGCCCAACGCGAGCUCCUCGAUUUCAUUCGCUUGAAAUAUGACGCGAAAAUCUACAUCAAGCCUGGUAUUCCAGACUGCCUUUUCAUGUCUGGGAGUGAUGAGCGGGACAUGUACAUCAUUGCAGCUCGAUUCCGGGAGCUGUGGGAAAGGCUAAUGGUCCAGCACGAGACGGAAAUCAGGCUGUUCCUUGUUGCGGCACCCCGGACAGAGCUUAUGAGAACCCACGUCAUCCUACAAAAGUUUGGUCAGCUCUCAAGACCUGCUCUCUGCGGACCACAAUUGGCCCCAGACGUAGCGGCAACCUGGAUGACCACUGCGGAAGAGAUCAAGGCUAAGAAUAGGAGCAUUGUUACCACCGGCCUUAGGGAAGCACUGAAUGUGAUUCCUCAAUUUCGAGGAUUCCUGCAAAUGCGAGCAAAGUUCGGUUCGUUCGCGCUACAACAGUGGCGCAGGCCGAAAGAUGGCAUUUCGUAUGAGUUCUCAGAGUUUCACGAGAUGCUUACCCAUACAAACACUGAAGGGCGUUUGGUUCCGGGAAUCCGAUUGCAGCAAGAUGAGAUCUUCGAUCGAAUCAUGAAAUCAGACUUUCUUAAGCCCUGGGGAAACGCCAAAACUAAAUCUCUCUUGAGCCUGAUGCCUAGAUAUUCCGCCAACUUUGAGUAUCAGGUGAACAAUGAUUUGGUGAUCCACGUCGAAGCAAAAUUUUCGCUUCCUCUUGGCUCCCAGGAGUUUGAAGUCAACGGAAUCCGCUGUUUCAGAUCAAAACAGAUUGGUGCUCCUGUUGAUCAUCAGACGCCAAUCCAGAUCAGCAUGAUUGACUUUGAAAGGUCCGACUGGCAACUCGAGGUGAAGGCUUUUGAACUCUGCCCUGAAAGGGAGAUGCCCCCCGAGCUAGAUAAAUUCAUGCGUUCAAUAAGUUUCCAAUGGAACCCAAAUGCAAAGAGCAUUGGAUGUGCCCCUCAGCGCAAGGCGAGGUUCUCCUAUGGUUUGCCAGUGAAGAGAUUUGUUGAAAAGGCCUCAAUUCAGCUCCAAGUCAAAAGUUCACCGCAUGUAUUCGAGCUCGCCCGAUUCGACGAGUACAUUUACGCGGCUGGUCACUGGCCGAUUACCCCGAAAGUCUCCUGGGGUGCAUGGCUGUUCAAUCCUAUUUGGGAUGAUAUACUGUGUGAACAGGCUGAUCUGGAAAUUUCUAAAGAUGGGUGUCUGUCGGUGUUUUUUCCCCCACUGGGGGAUGAUCAGGAGCAGAAGGACAGACAGAAACCGGUCGAUGAGAUCCGCAAGAAUGCCGAAAUCCGAAAGAUAGACGAGGAGAAGCAGCUGGGUGCUUUCAUGAGCGUUGUCCAGCAGACUGCGCGGAUGCUGGCGAAUUCAGACACUGAAAUGCCUGAGGUCCUCGAGAUCGAUCUUGGAAGUCUGUUCUAG